AUGGAUGACGAGUCGCAGAGUGAGUAAGAGCUUGCGUCACGCCUAACUAUUCGGCCGCUGUGUCGGUAAUCAGUCGAAUCUAUAUCAGUUCCUACCUUUAAAGCCUCUCCAUCACAUGCGGAAAUUCGAGCUGGCCGCUCGACUUAUUUUGUUUUAUCGAUGAGUUCCCUGCUCUAGUUGCUGAGCAAACAAGUCGAUUCCCCAGUCCAACCCGUCGUUUUUCCUUUCUUCUCGUUUCUUUUUUGAUGGUUUAUUUACGAUUCCGACUGUUGCAACCAAUAUUUUACUUUUUCUAUUUUUUUUUCAUACAAAAAGAAAAGAAAAACUCUCACGAUUUCUUCUGUUUUUCCGCUCCGAUUGUUUCCAUGAGCAAUUAAAAAAAAAGAAAAAUAUUUUAUUUCCGCGAAAUGCAAAAUGAUCUCUGACUCUCCAAAAUUUAGUGAUAUUUUCCUUUCUCUAACGAGUAUUUCGCAUUUCGUGGAAAUUACUUUGAACACGGCAUCAUUAUUUUUGAUAAGUUUUCGAUAAAUUGUGAAAUAAUUUAUCUUCGAAAUUUCUAUAACCAUGUACCGCUUGGCAAGAAAAAAACUACAAAGACGACUAAAUUUGUGAAAAUUUCAAGGCCACUCCACUAUUAGGAUUUUUUUAAAAUAUUUGAGAGUGAAGCUGAAAUUUUCAACCGGAAAAAGGUUCAUGGAGCGCUCACUGAUGAAAAUUUAAUGAAUCUGUUAUAAUAUUAUCUUCAUUUUAUACAAGAAAAAACUUAUUGAAGUCUUCUUGGACCUACGAUUUAUAUUUUGAUACUACAGUACGCCUGAAAGUUUCGAAUCCUUUUUUUAUAUUUUUUCAUAUUCGCAUUUUCCUUAAAGAUGGCAGGUUUCAGAAAUGUCGUCGGCAUACGACAUGCCCACGUCGUCGUCGGAAGACGAGAAUCCGAACAACAAAUAUUCGAUUCACUUCAGGUUUUCUUUUCAAAUGAGCUCGUGCUAUCACAAACGAACUUUCAGCGAGAGGUCGAUCCGACAAGCCUUCAUCCGAAAAGUGUUCACGCUUGUCACGAUUAUGGUGCUUAUUUUCCUUCGAAAAAGUUCCUCAUCAUGAAUUUCAGCUUCUGGUGGUCACUGCGUUCUGCAUAAUUCCAAUGGUUUCUCAGAGUUUCCGUGAAUGGGUUCAAGGCGCUAUUUGGCUCUAUAUUGUCUCGAUGUAAGUUUUGUAGAGAUUCGUUCAAAAAAUGAUUCUCCGAAGCAGAAAAAAAUCAGCAAAAAAACUGUCGGUGUAUAAAAACUUGAGGAUCAAAUUUUCAGUUAAAAAAUCAACUUGAGGUAUGAUUUUUAAAAAUUAAACUUUUUGAAAUUGAUUUUUGGAAAGAAAUACUGAAAUAGAUUCCCGAAUAAUCUUUAAUAUCAGAACAUAAAUACUCAGUUAAGAAGAAUUUAUUGAACCCAUAAUUCGCAUGAUAGAGUUGUUGAUAAUCCUGUAAAGUGAAAAAAACGUUCGAACCCCCCAGAGUUUUUUUGUAUUUUCAUUCAUUAUUAUAUUACAGAAUAGUUUUCCUGUCGUUUUCCAUCGCGUUGACAUGUUUUCCGGCACUGCGGCGAUCCUUUCCCACCAACAUCAUAUUGCUUUCCAUAUUUGUGAGUAUUUUGAGAAGAACUCAUUUAGAACAAAAGAUUUAAGACUUUAUCUGCGGCGGCGAUGACCAUGUUCAUAACGGCGUACUACAACGUGCAGUCUGUGCUCAUCUGUCUGUGCAUCACUAGCGUCUGCUCCGGAGGCAUCAUCGUCUUCUCCAUCAACACCAAACACGACCUCACCAGGUAAGAGCUUCUCUUAGACUGAACCUUCUUUUUCUCUUUUAGCAAAAUUGGCAUCAUCUUCAUUCUCUCGCUUAUUGUUAUUUCAUUCGGACUGUUCACCCUCAUCUUCACACUUUUUGUCCAGUGGUACUGGCUCAACUCUGUAUAUGCAGGACUAGCCGCAUUCCUUAUGAUGAUUUACCUGGCACUCGACAUCCAGGUAAGAAUACGGAAAAAGUUCAAAUUCAUGAAACUAUCUUUUUUAGAUGUUGAUGGGAGGUCGAAAACUGGAGUUGUCCCCGGAAGAGCACGUCUUCGCCGCAAUGCAAAUCUUCCUAGACAUUCUCAACAUCUUCCUACUUCUUCUGCAAAUUUUUGGAAAACGAUAG
Molecule: messenger RNA, 2185 nt
Organism: Caenorhabditis auriculariae
Lineage: Eukaryota; Metazoa; Nematoda; Chromadorea; Rhabditida; Rhabditidae
Source: the annotation of a GenBank genome assembly